This is a messenger RNA of Cyprinodon variegatus (sheepshead minnow), 4545 nucleotides long. Its product is annotated as neural cell adhesion molecule L1-like protein. Gene Ontology annotation, biological process: cell-cell adhesion. Lineage: Eukaryota; Metazoa; Chordata; Actinopteri; Cyprinodontiformes; Cyprinodontidae. The transcript is spliced from 26 exons. The record is from RefSeq and is a predicted model, not a curated record. Gene Ontology annotation, molecular function: protein binding. Bases 315 to 3878 code for a protein of 1187 amino acids.
AUGAUCUGUGACAGGAGGCAUUCAGCACACAGAGUCGUUCCUUGUCCUUUGACCUCAGACGCUUCCAAAAUAGAGGAACAACCUUGCGGAGGCUUGAGACGACGGGGCAGUUGUUGACAGCGCACUUUUGCCUGUCACUCAGAAGAGGUUAUAAAACUCGUGGUAAGGUUUACUAGAGAGUGACGAUUGUGAAGUUUUCUAUUGCGAAGUGGACUUUUUCUUUUCUAAACAUCUCUCCAGAAGCCUCAAGAGCUCAUGAUUUAAGGUUACUCUUUUAAUGGUUUUGCUGUGCCUGACGACUAAAACAACAGCUGAUGUGCAUCAUUUUCCAGAUUGUCUUCAAUAAUCAUUCAAGUGUGAUGCGGUGGGCAAGCAGCCUGCUCCUAGUUUUGGUUUGGGCCUUUACAUCCCGGGUCAAAGGCUUUAAUAUUCCUUUACAAGUGGAGCAGCCUCCAACUUUAAUAAGCCACACAACAGGUCCCAUUGUUGCACUUCCUUUUGACAACACACUUACAAUUAGCUGUAAGGCCAGGGGUAACCCACCACCACAAUACAGAUGGACAAAGGAUGGCCGAGAGCUAAACCUGCCAAAUAUCCCCACAGUCAAAACCGACAACAGAAAUGGGACAUUUAUGUUUCACCAAAAGCAUUUUGCCCAGUUCAGGGGUAAAUACAGAUGCUUUGCUUUCAACAAGCUGGGGGCUGCCAUGACAGAGGAGAUAGAGAUCCUAGUUUCCACUAUACCCAAGUUUCCAAAGGAAACAUUGGAUACUAUUGUCAUUAAGGAGGGAGAACCAUUUUCUCUGACAUGUAAUCCUCCAGAGGGUGUGGGCCCACGUCAGAUCUAUUGGAUGACUGCUGGUCUGAAGCACGUAGAGCAGGAUGAGAGGGUCUCCAUGGGAACCAACGGCAACCUGUACUUCUCCUAUGCCUUACAAAAUGACAGUCGCAAUGAUUACAGCUGCUUUGCUGCCUUCCACAAGAUACGCACUAUUGUGCAGAAAAGUCCUGUGCCAGUUAAUGUGGAAAGAUUGAAACCAGAAAGCAGUUCUUCAGAGAGCAGCAAUCCCAUUCUUCCAGUUAGAGCACCCAGCAUCCUGCUGCCCUCUGGAGUCCAGACGGAGAAAGUGUUGCAGAAAGGACAGGAUCUGCAGCUUGAGUGUAUACCUGGAGGAUAUCCCACUCCCACUGUGACAUGGAUGAAAUUGGGGGAAACUCUGACUGAUCGGAUACAAAUGGAUAAAUAUCAAAAGCGUUUGACCAUCCCUGCAGUGGAAGAGAGUGAUCAGGGAAAAUACAAGUGUAUGGCUGAAAACUCUGCUGGAAAAGUUGACCAUUACUUUGACGUAAUAGUAGAAGAGCCACCGGCUUGGCUUACAGAGCCUCCUCAGAGCCAGCUGACUGUGAUCGGGUCAGAAGUCCUUAUUAAGUGCUCAGUGACUGGAAAACCACCCCCAGUUAUAACGUGGAGGAGAGAUGGAGAAAUAUUCCGAGAUGACAGAGCGAACAACAGACGAGUUCUUGAUGACACUCUGAUGCUUCACAAGGCCAGGCCUGAGGACAGUGGCGUCUACCAGUGUGAGGCCUCCAACCGUCAUGGCAGUGUUCUCGCCAAUAUUAACAUCUUAGUCAUUGAUAUGGCACCUCUUAUGCUGACAAAGGACUUCCAAGAGUAUGGAGUAAUAGAAGAAGAAGACAUUGUCAUGAACUGCAGCGUUUUCAGCUCUCCUCCAUCCAUGAUCACUUGGACCAAAGAGGAGACAGUUGUCAAGGGAGAACGAUUUGAGGUUUUCGAAAAUGGGCAAUUCUUGAAAAUCACUGGUACAGAAAAAAGUGACAGUGGGAAGUAUGUUUGCAUGGCCAGUAACACAGAAGGCAUGUCAAAUCUCACCGCUCUGCUACACGUGAAAGAACCAACAAAAAUCGUGGUUCCACCUCAGGAUGCGCAGAUCAUCAGUGGGACCUCAGCCAGGUUGAUGUGCCAGCCAGUGUACGAUAGAAGUCUGCAGGACACCUUUGAGGUGAUCUGGAGGAAGGAUGGGGAGGAGAUAUUUCGCUCCCCAGAGGAAAGUUCCAGAUACAUUGUGGAAGGUGACCUGCUUCAGAUCAUGAAUGUGAACCUCAAUGAUCAGGGAAUGUAUACCUGCAUUGUACGGACAAGUCUUGAUGAGGAUAAAGCUUCUGCCUUUCUAACUGUACUAGAUGUCCCAGAUGCUCCUAUGAGUUUAAAGAUAUCUGAUCAGGAUUCGAGGAAUGUUACUCUGUCCUGGAUACCAGGGAGUGAUCACAACAGCUCUGUCACAGAAUUUGUGGUGGAGUAUGAGGAGGACCAGUGGGAGCCUGGCAGGUGGAAGGAGCUGCAGAAAGUGGUUGGUAACCAGGCAACAGCCGAGCUCUUUCUUCAUGGAGACCUUAACUAUCAGUUCAGAGUUUAUGCUGUUAAUGCCAUUGGACCUGGACCACCUAGUGAGCCCACAGAGAGACUCAAAACACCCCCUGCUGCACCAGACAGAAACCCAGAUAACGUCAAAAUUCACGGACACCUUCCCCAUGAAAUGGACAUCAGCUGGGACUCGCUCUCUCCUACUGAAUACAAUGGUCCAGGACUUGAGUAUAAGGUCUCCUACAGAAAACUUGAUGUGGAAGAUGAAUGGCAGGAGCACCUGGUCACAAGACCCUCCUUCAUCGUGAGGAACACAUCCACCUUUGUACCUUACGAGAUCAAAAUUCAGAGCAGGAACAGCCUUGGCUGGGGUCCAGAACCAAAACCUGUAACUGGUUACUCAGGAGAGGAUGUACCCACUGCAGCACCGCAAAAUGUGGCGGUGGAGGUUAUCAACUCCACUGUUCUCAGAGUCAGCUGGAGUCCAGUUCCCCCAGCCACAGUCCGAGGGCACUUAGGCGGGUACAAUGUUUACUGGGAAAGAACAAAAAGUUUCCUGAAUCCUGAAAAGGUUUUAAAGGAACGUAAAGAAAGCAUGUCUUUCCCUGGACAGAGGACUGAUGCCAUUGUGCCAGGACUUGAAGCUUUCUCAGAGUACAUACUCACUGUUAACGUUUAUAACAAGAAGGGAAAAGGACCUAAGAGUGAUCCAGUGACCUUUCAUACUCCAGAGGGUGUUCCAGGGAAAGUAUCCAUAUUGGUUGCCGAAAACAUUCAGAAUGAUGCCAUUCUGCUGGAAUGGGGACCACCGCUGGUGAACAAUGGCCUCCUCACUGGUUAUUUUCUACAGUAUCACCUAUUGAAUGGGACUUCGAACGAGAUGAUUGAUUCCUUUGAGGUGAACAUCACUUCGCCUGACGCCACUCAGCACCAGUUAAGAUUAGAUGGGGGAGGCCUCUUCCGCUUCGACCUCAGCGCAUGCACUAACGCAGGUUGUGGACCUCCAGAGGCCCAGGAGUUCCGGAUUCCGACUAUUUCAUAUUUGGAAAGCAAAGAACCCAGCAUUCCAACGCAACGCUGGCUCAUUGGGACGCUGUGUGCUGUCGCAUUACUCACCCUUGUUGCAGUGAUCGUGUGCUUUGUUAUGAAAAACAAAGGUGGCAAAUAUGCAGGUAUGCUGGCACGCCAGGAACAAGACAUGCUCUCCAAGGGAAAAGUAAAAGGGAAGGAAGAUCUCUUUACUGAUGCAGAGUCACAAGGAAUGAAUGAUGACGCCUAUGAAUACAGUGACAACGAUGAAAAGCCACUGAAGGAAACCAUCUCAGGUCCCAAAGAGGAAACAGGCUGGGAUGGUGUCAGCAGAGACAGCUUGGUUGAUUACGCAGGCGAAGAAGGAGAAUUCAAUGAGGAUGGUUCAUUUAUUGGAGAAUACGCUGAACCCAGAUACCGGGAUUCUAUCAGUGAGCCCAGUGGACCCAGCAGUGUCACUACAUAAAUCCACUUCAAAUAGCCUUUAUCACUUUCUGACACAAUACUCGUGCAACUUCUGCAACCACUACUUUAAACCUAGUCUAAGUGACCAAACACGGUAAAAUAGAAUAUACUCAGGUAUUAACUGUUUUAUUGCUGGUAUAGUUUUUGUCUGUUUUUCUAAGGGAAGAGUGCUUCUCUGCCAUACAAAUCAGUGUGCUGUCACAUAGGAGUCUGUACAUUUUGUAAUAGAACAAAUAUUAUAUUAGAGUUGUUUAUUUUGGCCUUGACAAUAUGUUGCUUUUAUACCAACCAGCCUAAAUCGAAACACUUUUUCUACAUCAUCAUACUGCAUUGGAAAUGGAAGAACCAAAAGUUUUUAAAUAAAUAAUAUUAAUAAAAAUAACAAUAAAAAUUUUAACAUUCACAUUCUUUUUUUACACAUACAUAUACAGGGUACUGUUAUGUGCUACCAGAAAUACUUUCCUUUCUUCUUAAUUCCUUUGUUCUGUGUCUUAUUUUGACCUUUGAAAUGUGACUUUUAAGAAACAAGUGUGUAAACACUGAAAUAUGCAAUUUACUACUGUAUAUUUUCUUUUUAUAUUGAUCCUAUCCCAGGACACAACAACAGAUAUGUAAGAAAAAUGCAAAAAUGUAUAUAAAAUUAUGUCUAAGUCUUCUGAGCAUGUAUU